Messenger RNA from Pelecanus crispus (Dalmatian pelican), 1002 nucleotides. NCBI's taxonomy places the organism in Eukaryota, Metazoa, Chordata, Aves, Pelecaniformes, Pelecanidae. The record is from RefSeq and is a predicted model, not a curated record.
GGCCACUCCAGCGAGGUGAUCAGCCCCGAGAUCCUCAAGAUGCGGGCAGCUCUUUUCUGCAUCUUCACCUACCUGGACACCAAGACCCUGCUGCGGGCGGCCGAGGUGUGCAAGGACUGGAAGUUCGUGGCCCGGCACCCAGCCGUGUGGACGCGGGGGGUGGUUGCGAUGUCCUCCAAGUUCCUGGCCAUGCUGUCUCAGUGGUGCACCCAGAUGCACUCCCUCACCCUCCAAAACCUCAAGCCGCGCCAGCGAGGGAAGAAGGAGAGCAAGGAAGACUACAUGAAGAGCACGCGGGGCUGCUUGGAAGCCGGGCUGGAGUCCCUGCUGAAGGCGACGGGCAGCAACCUGCUCAUCCUCCGCAUCUCGCACUGCCCCAACGUGCUGACGGAUCGCUCGCUCUGGCUGGCCAGCUGCUACUGCCGGGCCCUGCAGGCUGUCACGUACCGGAGCUCUACGGACCCCGUGGGUCAUGAAGUCAUCUGGGCCCUUGGAGCAGGUUGCAGGGACAUCAUCUCCCUCCAGGUCGCACCUCUGCAUCCGUGCCAGCAGCCGACGCGUUUCAGCAACCGUUGCCUUCAGAUGAUCGGCCGGUGCUGGCCGCACCUGCGGGCACUGGGCGUUGGAGGGGCAGGCUGCGGCGUCCAGGGACUGGCAUCCUUAGCCCGAAACUGCAUGCGGCUUCAGGUCCUGGAGCUAGACCACGUGGCAGAGAUCAACCAGGAGGUUGCAGCGGAGAUGUGUCGAGAGGGGCUGAAGGGGCUGGAGAUGCUAGUGCUGACCUCCACGCCGGUCACCCCCAAAGCCUUGCUGCACUUCAACAGUGUGUGCCGGAACCUGAAGUCCAUCGUUGUGCAGGUGGGCAUUGUGGACUACUUCAAGGAGCCCCACAGCCCUGAAGCCAAGAAGAUGUUUGAAGAAAUGGUAAACAAACUCCAGGCCCUGAGGAAGAGACCCGGCUUCUCCAAGAUUUUACACAUCAAAGUGGAAGGAGGCUGUUAG